AUGAAACUGCUUCUCUCAUUCUCAAUUUGCAUCCUAGCAAUUCUCCUUUCUUAUACCUACGAACCGGAUCAGAUCAAGGAUUUAGUUUAUUAUAUUCAGGAACGAGUCCCAGCUACCUUGUCGCAGUACUUUAACACCAACUCCACAAUUACUCCACCGAACACCGAGUACACACCUAUCGUCCACCCAGUCACCGAAAUGGCUCUUCCCCGUGCGAUCCGUCAGGCUUUCCUUGCCAUUGAACAAGGCGAAGGUGCAGGCGCCCGUGUGCGCCGCUCUAUCGGCACCAUGAAGCUCCGCAACUUCAGUCCCUUCCUCAUGCUCGACCACUUCACCAUUGGCAAGGGCGCCGGUUUCCCCGACCAUCCGCACCGCGGUCAAGAGACCAUUACCUACCUUCUCUCUGGCGGUGUUGACCACGAAGAUUUCGCAGGGAACAAGGGCACCAUUGGCCCCGGCGACUUGCAAUUCAUGACCGCAGGAAAAGGUAUCAUGCACGCGGAGAUGCCCCAUGAGAACCCCGAUGGUAGCCCCAACGUGGGUAUGCAGCUUUGGGUCGAUCUUCCGGCGAAGUUGAAGAUGUGCGAGCCGCGGUACCGCGAUCUGCGCGCUAGUGAGAUUCCAUCUGUUACUAUCGAUGAUGGCCGGGUUACUGUUAAGGUGAUCUCGGGUCAAUCGCACGGUGUUGACUCCGUUCGUGACCUCGCGUACACUCCUGUUUGGAUCCUUGAUGUCAACAUCAAGCCCGGCGGCAAGAUCACCCAGCCUCUGCCCCAGGGUUGGAACGCAUUCGCGUACACCCUGGGCGGCACCACGGUCUUUGGCUCUAACGACUCGACUAAACUGAUCAAGGAGUACCACAAUGUUGUCUUUGAGCAGGAUGGCGGUUAUGUGGAAAUGUCUGUUCCUGACAAUGCGGAGUCCGACUCUCGCAUUUUCCUUGUGGCUGGUCAACCGCUCGACCAAAAGGUGGUUCAGUACGGUCCUUUCGUGCUGAACAGCCAGGAGCAGGUUUAUCAGGCUAUGCUUGACUUCCAGACCUCAUCGAACGGAUUUGAGAGAGUGCGUGGGUGGGAGAGUGAGAUUGGCAAGCGGAUGGCAUGGUAA
Messenger RNA from Aspergillus chevalieri, 1107 nucleotides. RefSeq names its product pirin family protein. Bases 1 to 1107 code for a protein of 368 amino acids. The record is from RefSeq and is a predicted model, not a curated record. Lineage: Eukaryota; Fungi; Ascomycota; Eurotiomycetes; Eurotiales; Aspergillaceae. The transcript has a single exon.